Talpa occidentalis (Iberian mole) is the source of this 2618-nucleotide messenger RNA. RefSeq names its product snurportin 1 (gene SNUPN). NCBI's taxonomy places the organism in Eukaryota, Metazoa, Chordata, Mammalia, Eulipotyphla, Talpidae. The transcript is spliced from 9 exons. The record is from RefSeq and is a predicted model, not a curated record. Gene Ontology annotation, cellular component: cytoplasm; nucleus. Gene Ontology annotation, molecular function: nuclear import signal receptor activity; protein binding. Gene Ontology annotation, biological process: snRNA import into nucleus; protein import into nucleus. The coding region runs from base 1274 to 2362 and encodes 362 amino acids.
GAAGAGUGAAGUCAUCUCCUCCACUUCUCCAUGUCCAUUCUUUAGGGCCCAGCUAGGUAGUUAUUUCCUUUAUGACACCUACUUCCUGUUUCCUAAAUGUCCCAGGUGUCAAUCCUUCACACUCCUGGAGAAGCUGGUGGUAACUGCUGGGCAGCCUUCCACAUUUUAGUUCCUUUCCAAGUUGAGUAGGUAACCCUGGAACCUUACUUCGGCCCACAACAAAGCAUGCCAACUAUAUAAGAUGAGAAAGUAACUGCCAAUUUUGGGUUUUUGGCUCCUCUUGUCUUCCUCCAGGAGCCCCCAGAGCCAGCAUUUUCAAAACAUGUUAUUAGGGGAUUUGUAGCGGCAGGAAGGGCAUAGGGCAGGAUCUCUUGUGACUAUGCAGACGGGUGAAGGAGAGUCCUGGAGCCUUCAGUGGCUUUUUCAGGCUUUUAAAUUGUCAUUUUACCAGGUACAAGGCAAGCAGGGGUGCUGGGGGCCCAGGAGGCUGGCAGGCCUCCCAGCCCCUGGCGUGUCUUCACUCUUUCUGAGUUCUGUGGCAUCCUCUCAUGGUCUCUAUUUCUCUUUCUUCUGCUGAUUCCAUUCCGCACUCUCGCUGGUUCUUCUGGUCCUCUUCUGCUCUUAUCUUCUCUUUCUUCUGGAGCCCUUAUGGCCCACUCUCAGCCCAGUGUACCUGCCUGUGCAUGCCCACACCCCAAUCCAGGUGCCUGCCAUCAGGCAUGCACUCAGGACAGCAGGGAUCCAGCAUCCAUCCUGAUGUUGGGAGGGCAGAAAAGCCUGAUAAUCGUUUACCCUACAGGAUUCAACAACCAAUUAGAUUAAACUCGCAUUAAAAAGAUAUAUUUGUUAUUGAGUAUUGGCUAUUUAGCACUAUUCAGGAAAAAAUCAGAUGCUUGAGCAUGAUACAGGGCAGCAAGGGGCACUAAAACUGGCCAAGGACACUGUCCAAAUAGUUUACCAGUCACUGUCUGAGUUCUUCACCCAAGUGCAAAAUUGCAAGACCACUCAGGUUCAAAGAACAACAAUAAUGGAUUUAUUUUAAAAACUAGAGUAAGCAAAGAGUCACUGAGGCCACAUAUGGCCAUUUACCUCACCCCAAGCAAAGUCCUAAGCACAAAGGCUCCCAAGAUGACAUCUUCCCACUACUGCGGGCCUGAAGCAUGUGGCAGCCAGACUCUAGGCCGGUAUCCAACUCACAAAGACACCAGAAGACACAACAGGAGAUGCUCACCGGAGCUGCUGAGAUGCCCCUGCGCAGCACCAGACAGGAAAAAUGGAAGAGCUGAGUCAAGCCCUGGCUAGUAGCUUUUCUGUGUCUCAAGAUCUGAACAGCACAGCUGCCCCACACCCCCGCCUGUCCCAGUACAAGUCCAAGUACAGCUCCUUGGAGCAGAGUGAACGGCGCCGCCGUUUACUGGAACUGCAGAAAUCCAAACGGCUAGAUUAUGUGAACCAUGCCAGAAGACUGGCUGAAGAUGACUGGACAGGGAUGGAGAGUGAGGAAGAAGAAGAUAAAAAGGAUGAUGAAGAAAUGGACAUUGAUGCUGGCAAGAAAUUACCAAAACGCUAUGCUAAUCAAUUGAUGCUCUCUGAGUGGCUAAUUGAUGUGCCUUCAGAUUUGGGGCAGGAAUGGAUUGUGGUCGUGUGCCCUGUUGGGAAAAGAGCCCUGAUUGUGGCCUCCAGGGGUUCUACCAGUGCCUACACCAAGAGUGGCUACUGUGUCAAUAGGUUCUCUUCCCUCCUGCCUGGAGGCAACAGGCGAAACUCAACUACAGCAAAAGACUACACCAUUCUGGACUGUAUCUAUAGUGAGGUAAACCAGACUUACUAUGUUCUGGAUGUGAUGUGCUGGCGGGGACACCCUUUUUAUGACUGCCAGACUGAUUUCCGAUUCUACUGGAUGCAUUCAAAGUUGCCAGAAGAAGAAGGACUGGGAGAGAAAACCAAGCUCAACCCGUUUAAAUUUGUUGGCCUGAAGAAUUUCCCUUGUACCCCUGAGAGCCUGUGUAAGGUGCUAUCUAUGGAUUUCCCUUUUGAGGUGGAUGGCCUGCUCUUCUACCACAAGCAGACCCACUACAGCCCAGGGAGCACUCCUCUGGUGGGCUGGCUGCGCCCCUACAUGGUGUCAGAUGUUCUCGGUGUGGCUGUGCCUACUGGCCCACUGACCACCAAGCCAGAAUACGCUGGGCACCAGCUGCAGCAGAUUAUUGAGCACAAGAGGAGCCAGAAGGAGGGCACAAGAGAGAAACUCACACACAAGGCCUCUGAGAAUGGACACUACGAGUUGGAGCACCUGUCCACCCCCAAAUUGAAGAGCCCUUCCCAGAACCCCGACCACCCUGGAAGCCUCAUGGAGAACUGAGGGCUGCCUCCUUCUGGAGCUGCAGGGCGGUGCUCGACCCCAGUAGGAAGGCUGGGGAGGAGGACAGUGCUAAGAGCAGAUGACUACAUUUUAGAGUGGACUUCCCGAAGCCACUGCAGCUGGAGGUAGCUUACCUCCUAUGUGAAAGGCUGGCUCGAACGGUUGGGGGAGGUGCCCAGAUUGGGUGGGAUUCAGAUUUGGGCAGCAACUGCUGUGAAAAGUGUAUCCCAGACCCGCCAUGUAAAUACAUGUAAUU